Clonostachys rhizophaga is the source of this 1134-nucleotide messenger RNA. The record is from the annotation of a GenBank genome assembly. Lineage: Eukaryota; Fungi; Ascomycota; Sordariomycetes; Hypocreales; Bionectriaceae.
AUGGCCUCCCCAACGUCGGGCAUCGUGGACAUCCACACGCACAUGUACCCUCCCAGCUAUGUAGAGAUCAUGGAGAGCCGGACCACGAUCCCCAUCGUGCGCAAGUUCCCGCAGGCCUCAGACCCUCGUCUCAUCCUGCUCGAGGAAGAGGUCAAGUCCCUCGAGGAUGCCCUCAAAGACCCCCAGGCCAAGGUCCCAGGCCGCCCCCUCACAACCCACUACAGCUCCGUGCAGCAAAAGAUCCAUUUCAUGGACACGCACGGCAUCCAGAAGUCUGUCGUCUCGCUCGCGAACCCCUGGCUGGACUUCCUCGACGCCUCCGAGUCCCCCGCCAUCGCGAAAAAGAUCAACGAGGAGUUCUCCGACCUGUGCGGCCAGUACCCCCGCCGGCUAUUCUUCUUCGCCGCCCUGCCCCUCACGGCGAGCCUCGAGGACAUCCUGGCUUCCAUCAAGCACGUGCGCGACCUCAAGUACUGCCGGGGCGUCAUCCUGGGCACGUCGGGCCUGGGCAAGGGCCUCGACGACCCUCGCUUGCUCCCCGUCUACAAGGCGCUGGCAGACUCAAAACUACCCAUCUUCCUGCACCCGCACUACGGCCUGCCAAGCGAGGUCUGGGGGGACCGCGCGGGCGAGUACGGCCACGUGCUGCCCCUGGCGCUGGGCUUCCCGAUGGAGACGACCAUCGCCGUCACGCGCAUGUUCCUGGCGGGCGUGUUCGACGAGGUGAGGGAGCUGCAGAUCAUCCUGGCCCACAGCGGCGGCACGCUGCCCUUCCUCGCGGGGCGGAUCGAGAGCUGCGUCGUGCAUGACGGGCAGCUGCUGCGGGAGGGCAAGCUGGCCAAGUCGCGGCGGACGGUGUGGGAUGUGCUCAAGGAGCAGAUCUACCUCGACGCGGUGGUGUACUCGCCCACGUCGCUGAAGCUGGCGGCCGAGUCCAGCGGGGCGGAUCGGGUCAUGUUUGGGACUGACCACCCGUUCUUCCCGCCGCUGGAGACGGACGAGCAGGGCGAGUGGGAGAGUGUGACGUGGAAUACGGCGGCCAUUAGGAAGGCCACGGAGGGGAAGUCGGCAGAGACCGAGGCCAUUUUGGGAGGGAAUGCUACCAGAGUGCUGCGGUUAGACGAGGAGUUCUAG